Globicephala melas (long-finned pilot whale) is the source of this 3083-nucleotide messenger RNA. It is a transcript of the gene RBM24, whose product is annotated as RNA binding motif protein 24. Gene Ontology annotation, cellular component: cytosol; nucleus. The record is from RefSeq and is a predicted model, not a curated record. Gene Ontology annotation, biological process: regulation of alternative mRNA splicing, via spliceosome; mRNA stabilization; positive regulation of myotube differentiation. Gene Ontology annotation, molecular function: mRNA 3'-UTR binding. Lineage: Eukaryota; Metazoa; Chordata; Mammalia; Artiodactyla; Delphinidae.
CCCCCGGCGGCCGCGCAAGAGUGCGGGAGACGCGGAGCCGGAGGAGGAGGCGCAGCCGCUGCCCCAGCCGCAGCCGCAGCCGGAGCCGGAGCCCGAGCCGCGGGGCGGGCGCGAAGAUGCACACGACCCAGAAGGACACGACGUACACCAAGAUCUUCGUCGGGGGGCUACCCUACCACACCACGGACGCCAGCCUGCGCAAGUACUUCGAGGUCUUCGGCGAGAUCGAGGAGGCGGUGGUCAUCACCGACCGGCAGACGGGCAAGUCCCGGGGCUAUGGAUUUGUCACCAUGGCUGACCGGGCUGCUGCCGAAAGAGCCUGCAAGGAUCCCAACCCCAUCAUUGAUGGCAGGAAGGCCAAUGUGAAUCUGGCAUACUUGGGAGCAAAACCAAGGAUCAUGCAACCAGGUUUUGCCUUUGGUGUUCAACAGCUUCAUCCAGCCCUUAUACAAAGACCUUUUGGGAUACCUGCCCACUAUGUCUAUCCGCAGGCUUUUGUGCAGCCUGGAGUGGUCAUCCCGCACGUCCAGCCGACCGCAGCGGCCGCCUCCACCGCACCUUACAUUGACUACACGGGAGCCGCGUACGCACAGUACUCGGCGGCCGCCGCAGCGGCCGCCGCCGCCGCCGCCUACGACCAGUACCCGUACGCAGCCUCCCCGGCUGCCGCUGGCUACGUCACGGCCGGGGGCUACGGCUACGCGGUGCAGCAGCCAAUCACCGCCGCCGCACCUGGGACCGCGGCCGCCGCCGCCGCCGCAGCUGCCGCCGCCGCUGCCUUUGGCCAGUAUCAGCCUCAGCAGCUGCAAACAGAUCGGAUGCAAUAGGCCAGAACCUGAUCAAAGUCGAAUUGUUUCCUCUUUCCCUCCCGAUUUCCCAAUUUUCAGUAGCUAAUAAGAGUUAACAUUGACUUAACAGCUUUAAAAAAAAAAAAAAAAGCUAUGCUAUUGUGAAGCAGAAUUAUGAUGAUUAUUUUUUUUAAUACUCCAGUAGUAGUUCUAGACGUGAAAGAGAUGAGAAUGAGGGGGGGAGUGGGCGCAGUUUUGGAAGUCAAUCCCAAAGAGCCUGAGUAAGUAAAAGGCCGCGACGAAACGGUGGCAGGAGGAACAAUGGAACUUCACUUUUAUAACGGGAUUUUUACUUUUGCUCUUUUUAUAGUAUCAGGGAAGCAAACUGCCUUUUACCAGUUAGAAAAUGCUAUUUGAAUCCAGUUGAACCAGGGAAUACAGAGUGAGCAAUAUGUAGCUUGAAUUACAUUUAAAAGCAGAUUUUUUUAAAAAAAAUGGUGAAAGCACUGAUUGUCAGUUUUAGCAGUCACUACGGCCUAGAGAACUUUUUCAAGAAGGUAAUGUUCUUACUCUCAAAAAUGGGCAUCGAACAAUCAGUCUAGGAGCAUGGCAGUGGGUGAAAUGGUGGACAGGCACCAAAGCUAUUUUCUCAUCUACCCAGUGGAUGAGUGGGACUGUGAAACAAGUGAUGUGGAAUGAAUGGGUGCAACAGCUGUACAGACAAUCAAUAACACACACAGUUCUGGAAAGAACACAUCACUUGUGCUUGUUUGAUGAGCUUGUCACAUUCUAAUCCCUCUCCCCAUCCUGUUUCAAUUUUGGGAAACUUGUAUCUGCUGGUGUCAGCAAUUCUGAUUCUGAAAUAGGAUCAGGCUUUUACUACAACAGCCUUCUCUUUCUAUUUAUUGUGUCGACUCGUGGCUUAAUGAUUAAAGGCGGGCAAAGUUUGCAGACUCUAAACCCUUAAGAACUGUCUUAAGGACAUUUAUUUUUUUCCCUUUUUAAAUAAUUUUACACUUUUUAGUAUCUAUUUCAGAGUCAUAUUUAAAACUAUUUAUUAGUGAAUACAGUACAUGAGACAACAAGGUUACUGAGAUUACAAUUCUUCAACAAUUAAUGAUAAUGUGGUUUAUACUGUGCCUUAAUAGUAAUGCUAUUUAAGAUAUUUAUUUUUAAGUUUUACUAUGCUGCACUCUAAAGAAAGGAACUUUAGAUGUGACACUGUAAAAUUAUGUAUUCAUCUCAUGGCAUAAAUUAUUUAGUAGGUCUAGAUGUAGCAUAUUAAAUAUUAACCUAUUCAACUAAAGAUGUUGACUUGGAUUUAUUUAAAUUCAUAUGUGCACUGUAUAAGAGAGUACUCUUACAUUAACACAUUUUAGUUUAUUUUAGUUUUUAGGGUUUUUUUUUUAAUUUUUAACAGGACCUAUUGCUAGUUUCAUGCUUCCUUCUCUGAUUUUUGCUUGUGUAGCUCUCAUUUAUUGGUACUUCAUUAGUUUAACACUCUUCUUAUGUAGUUUAUGUAGUUUUUAAAUGCUGCUUUACAUUUUUCUUCUGAAACUGCAAUACUUGCAAUUUUUAUUCUUAAAGUAAAUUGAAUACUAUUUUACACUGUAUUGGAUUUUUAUACUUGAACAAUUUCAUACAAGGGAAGACAGGUUAGCAUUUUUAUGGACUUUCUCCAUUAUCACUGGAUUUACUUUAAGUAUUCCCAUACUAGACAGUGUUAUGUAAUGUAGACAUGACUCUCCUGUGCAAAUUAUUUAUUCAUUGUGUAUAUUGCUUUAUAACAUUUCAGAUCUUCUAAUCUAUUCACUUGUAUUAAAUAUAAUUUUUAAAAACUUUUGUUGCAUUGGUUGUUUCUAAUUUUGUUGUAAAAGUGGAAUGAUUUCUCCUUUUAACUAGAAUUAAUGGCUGUGAUUUACAGGUAACAUUUUCAGUGAGCAGAAAGCUUCCCAGAUGCCCUGCUUUUAUACCUUUUAAGUAAAUUUCAUUAACUCAGUAUCUGCGUUACAUUUAGCAAAUGAUAUAGGUCCUCCCCCAAUAGUGAACCCUAAAGGACGAUUCAUGGCAGUGAUACUUGGUUACCUGAAGGUUGCUUGGAAGGAGUGGGCUGUGGAGGGGAACAGUCAACUCGAAGCUGGGGUAGCACAGUGAUGCUGGGAUCAGGUAAACUGAGCUUUGGUGCUAGCCUGUACCAGGUACUAGCAACGUGAAUGGAACACGUUGCUUUUUGUAGUUCACUUUUGGGGUGAGGUUUUUACUGAUUUCUCGUCUAUCAUGUUGGACGGUACUACC